CAAAAUCGCACUCAUCCCCAUUGUGUUCAACCCUCCAAAAAAAAAGCAGCAAGAAAAAAAAACCAAAUCACUCUACUAUUACUUGUUUUUGUGUGAUUCUUGAAGAAUGGGCAAACCGGGCAAGGCGGGCGUCGGCAUCUGGAAGCAGCACCAGGGACAGCCGGACUCGACCACCAGGGCGCUGUCCAACGCCAAGGCGGCGCGCGAUCGCACGACUGCCGCUCAGCCCGCAACAAGCGACAGCAAUGCGAGCUUGAACGGCGUUGCGAACGGCGGCGGCGUCGCUGGCAGCAGCAGCAGCAAGAAGCCAAAGCCAACCAAGUACGGCAACGACGCGCUCAACGCAGCGAUCGACGCCAUUGCCACAGCACCCAAGAAGCCCCCGCAGACGCAGCAGCCGAAUGCUCAGGCUGCCAAGAAGCAGCAGGGCAACAAGGCCGCCGGAUUGCAGCCAAAGCCAAAGCAAGCCGCCUCGGACAAGGAGGCAGUCCUGUUCCAGAAUCGCCCAGCGGCUGUGCCGCAGACAAUGUUCACGGGAUUCAACGAAAGCGAUGUCGAGUCGAGCAGCUUGGACACGGCUCGCCGGGUUCUUGAAAGCUUGCUCAAGCCAAUCACCAUGGAAGAAUUCUUCAACUCGUUCUGGGAGUCCAAGCCGCUGGUCGUGCGUCGAUCCCGACCCAACUACUACUCGGAGGUGUUUAGCACCGCCACAAUGUUUGAGCUCUUCUCCAAGCAUGACAUCCACUUUACCAAGAAUGUGGACGUGACCUUGUACGAGAACGACGAGCGCGUGACUGUUAGCCCGCCUGGCCGUGUGCUCCCGCCAAUCGCUCAAAGCUUCCUCGAUGACGGCUGUUCGCUGCGUCUGCUCAACCCCCACUCGUACGACGACCGCGUCUGGAGCUUGCUUGCUCGCUUGCAAGAGGCGUUCGGGGCGGGUGCAGGCGCCAACGUCUACUUGACCCCGUGCGAGAGCCAAGGCUUUGCGCCCCACUACGACGACAUUGACGCGUUUGUGCUGCAGCUGGAGGGCACCAAAGAGUGGAAGCUGCAUCGUCCACGACCGGUCGAUCCCGUCCUUCCCUUCAUCUCGAGUCGCGAUAUUCCCGCCGAUCAGCUUGAAGAGCCGUUCAUUACUGUCCAGUUGAAUCCUGGUGAUUUGCUGUACAUGCCUCGUGGCACCAUCCACCAGGCACGCACUACUGAUGGCAAGCCGUCGCUACACAUUACCAUUUCAACUUGUCAAAAGAACAGCUGGUUCCAUCUUUUGGAGAAGGCCAUGCCCGCCGUGCUCGAGCACGCAUCGCGCUCUGGCACCAUUGAUAUUCGGCAGUCCGUUCCUGCAUCAUUUUUGCACAAUGGAGCAUCGGCGCGUGCACAGCUCAGCGCUAGCAUGACGGCCAUCCACAACUCAGCGCUCACCACCGAGGUCGUUCGCGACGUCUUCUUACGCGAAUAUGUGAUUGAUUGCUUGGCACCUCGUCUGAGCGAGAAAGAGCUCGCUCUCACGAACGCCACCGUUCGAUCCGAUCACAUCCAACUCAAGUCGCAAGUCAAAUUCAUUCGAGCUCACAUCUCUGCUCUCUAUCCCGAUACCGAGAACGAUGGCGACUUGCUCUAUCACUCGGCUCAGAACGCCCGUCUGUACCGUGACGAGGAACCGCUUUCCUUGGUGCUGCCAGAAGGUGGUCGAGUUGUCGUUGCCGCCAUAGAGAAGGCCUAUCCCGCGUUUGUUCGCAUCAACGCCCUUCCCUCCAUCGGAACCGACGAAGAAGGCAAUGACAUGCGAUUGGAAGUUGUGCGCGCCAUGUUCAACCAAGGUGUUUUGUUUGCUCGCGUGUAGCCAGCAUUCUAUUUGUUGUUCGAAAUAAGAAGCAACGACGACGACGAAUUUCGGAGCUUUCUCGUCCGCUAAUUCAUCAUCAUUUUGAGAUCUACUGUC
Capsaspora owczarzaki ATCC 30864 is the source of this 1942-nucleotide messenger RNA. RefSeq names its product nucleolar protein 66. NCBI's taxonomy places the organism in Eukaryota, Filasterea, Ministeriida, Capsasporidae. The transcript has 7 exons. Bases 107 to 1843 code for a protein of 578 amino acids. The record is from RefSeq and is a predicted model, not a curated record. Gene Ontology annotation, molecular function: histone H3K36 demethylase activity; histone H3K4 demethylase activity. Gene Ontology annotation, cellular component: nucleolus.